AUGAGCCACUACGACUCGGAGAACCAGGCUGCUGAGCCUUCCAAGCACCACUCUGGUGAGGAUGCUGCUGUCACCAACGAUGCCGUCUUUGGAACCAUCACAGAAGAUGGCCCCAACUACCGUAACGUUGGUUGGCUCGGAACAUCAGUCCUCAUGAUGAAGUCCCAGAUCGGUCUGGGCGUUCUGUCCAUCCCCGCCUCCUUCGACGCCCUUGGUCUCAUCCCCGGUAUCAUCUGUAUGUUGGUCAUCGCCGUCAUCACCACCUGGUCCGACCUCGUUGUUGGCAAGUUCAAGCAACGUCACCCUGAAGUCUACGGUAUCGACGAUGCCGCUGGUCUCGUCUUUGGCCGUGUCGGUAAGGAGUUCUACGGUAUCUCCUACUCGCUCCUCACCAUCUGUAUCGCCGGUUCCGCCAUGCUCGGUAUCUCGAUUGCGCUCAACAGUCUGUCCAUGCACGGAACUUGCACUGCCGUCUUCGUCGCCGUGGCCAUGGUUGUCGCCUUCCUUACUGCUUCUAUCCGAACUCUGGACCGUGUUUCUUGGCUCGCCUGGGUUGGUCUCGUGACUCUUGUCACCUCCAUCUUUGUCGUUACCGUUGCCGUCGGUGUUCAGGACCGCCCUGAUCUCGCUCCCCAGGAUGGUGUAUGGAAGUCCGACUACAAGCUGUUCAACACCCCUACCUUUGCCGAAGCCAUGUCUGCUAUCGCUGCUUUCAUCUUUGCUUACUGCGGUACCCCCGUCUUCUUCCCCAUCGCUGCCGAGAUGCGUGAGCCCAAGCACUACAAGAAGUCCCUUAUCCUUUGCCAGACUGUUGUCACAGUUGUCUAUGUUGUUGUCGGUAUUGUUGUUUACUACUACUGCGGUACCUAUGUCGCUUCUCCUGCUCUGGGUUCCGCUGGGAAGACCAUCAAGAAGAUCAGCUACGGUCUGGCUCUUCCCGGUCUGAUCGUCUCUGCUACUCUGUACACUCACGUUCCCGCCAAGUACGCUUUCGUCCGCAUCCUCCGUGGCUCCAAGCAUCUUAGUGCGAACACAUUCACCCACUGGGCUGUAUGGCUGAGCUGCACCUUUGGCAUGGCUGUCAUUGCCUAUGUCAUUGCCAGUGGUAUCCCUGUCUUCGGUGGUCUCGUUUCUCUCGUCGGUGCCCUUCUCGGAACCCUGCAGUGCAUGCAGCUCUUCGGAUGCCUCUGGCUCUACGACCACUGGGCUGAGGGCAAGGACAAGUCUCAGCGCACCACUCGCUGGACCUUGAUGGUUGGCUGGUGCUGUUUCGUCAUCAUCCUCGGCACCUUCCUCAUGAUCGGAGGUACCUACGGUUCCAUCAAGGGUAUUAUCGACUCUUACGCAGUCAGCGGUGGAUCUGCUGCCUGGUCUUGCGCCGAUAACUCCAACUCUACUUAA
Messenger RNA from Fusarium pseudograminearum CS3096, 1401 nucleotides. RefSeq lists its product as uncharacterized. Gene Ontology annotation, biological process: amino acid transmembrane transport. The transcript is spliced from 4 exons. Gene Ontology annotation, cellular component: vacuolar membrane. Bases 1 to 1401 code for a protein of 466 amino acids. The record is from RefSeq and is a predicted model, not a curated record. Gene Ontology annotation, molecular function: amino acid transmembrane transporter activity. Lineage: Eukaryota; Fungi; Ascomycota; Sordariomycetes; Hypocreales; Nectriaceae.